GGCUAUUUUUUAUUUUGAAAAUUUUGUUCUAAAUUAAUUUGUAUCGAUAGGAAAAAGUAAAAAUUGAAAUUUCGGACUUACGAGAUGAGACCAUCUAUUUAUUUUUUAUUUUGUAGAUGCACACCCUUAAAGCUUAUUCCCAGGAAUGUUAUUUUCAAAUAUAUAAUAAUUGUUUUAUAACUUUCAAAACGUAAAUGUUUAUUUAGGUUCUAUUAUAAUAUUAUGGUAUACAAUACACCACCAAAUGUUAUUAAGAUCGCCUUAUGUAUUUAAAGUUGAUUGGAGAGAUAAAUGGGACAUUUUAUAUUCAUUUAUACAACUUACAUAAGACCAAAGAUAGAAUUUGCACAGACCGUCUGGGAUCCAUACUUUGUGAAAGACAUUGAACUGCUGGAAAGAGUACAAAGGAGAGUCACCAAAAUACCACCAACCCUAAAAAACAAUGAGUAUUGUGAUCGGCUAGCCAAACUACAACUUACAAGUUUAAAGGAUAGAAGAACUAGAGGAGACUUAAUAGAAACCUACAAGUGGACCAGCGGAUAUUACACCUGUGAUAACAUCAUCCAGGCCAGCACAUCAAGAACCUUGAGAGAUCACUCGAAGAAAUUAGAUAUAAAGAAAAGUGUAAUAAACUGCAAAGAAAAAAUUUCGUAACAAACAGAAUUGUAUAUCUGUGGAAUGGUCUCCAGCAACAUACAGUCUCAGCCCAGAGCAUAAACCAGUUGAAG
This is a messenger RNA of Psylliodes chrysocephalus, 728 nucleotides long. The record is from the annotation of a GenBank genome assembly. Lineage: Eukaryota; Metazoa; Arthropoda; Insecta; Coleoptera; Chrysomelidae.